GGGAACAAGUCCAGGAAGCUGCGUCCACCGAUAAGACAGAAUACAUAUGUAGUUUAAAAAAACAUUUUUUAGACUUCUCUUUUAGAAUUUAGUUUAGAGUAGGGCACACAGCUCCGGUUUGCCGUGUGAAUAUCUAGACCCACACGGACUUUGCUGUAUGGUGUGUGGCCGAACACACCCUAACUCCUGGAUAUGGCAGGUCUCUGUGGUCUCAAGAUCCUGCUGCUCUGGGCUGGGAUCAUCAGUUUGGCCAACUGUCAAGUAACAACUGGACCAAACGAUAUUUCAACCUCACCUGCACGCACCCCAAACUCCACUUUUACUUCAGUAAACACCUUACCUGUCACCACCUCACCUCCACGCACCAUGACAGCAUCUACUGUCAUGGCUAAAGGCACCUCAACAACUGCCCUCACACCUCCACCCACCUCUCCAGCUCUCACCUCAAACUCUUCAAUUCAAGCACCUCAAUUAACCAACAUGUCUGCCACUACUGCUCCUCCUGCAAGCACCUCACCCUCACCCACAGCUAAAAACAGCACUCAAACCCAGACUUCUCCUCCAAUCACCACAUCCAACACCACCGAAGGCCCACAAGCCCCUCCACCUCCACAGUGUUCUUACACUGUCACACCGAUCAAGUUUGGCUUCCAGAUUGAGAUGAAGAAGAAUUCAACCCCUGGCAACUACACCAUAAACAUCAGUGAAGUAGGACAACAAGGAGCUCGAACAACCUCCAUUGUUCAGUUGAACAAAAAGUUAACACAUGAAAUCAAACACCUGAAGCCCUGUACUAAAUAUGAGCAUGCCGUGAAAUUGAUUGAUGGUGCUGGCGCAUCCUGUAACAGCAUUGACAAUAAAACUACAACAACUGUAAUGGAGAAAGGUGACAUUACUGAUGGCAGCUGUAUGCCUGGAUACGUUUGUUACCGCAGUGACUGGGACAUCAGGUCUUCUCUGUCAAAGCCAAAUAAUCUCUCACCGUGCAACAGUGACAAAACACAGUUCUGUAUCAAACCUGGUCACAAUGACACCUGCACAGAUUUGACUACAACCUUCACCUCAGGACACUGUAAUAAUUCCUUCAGCCUCACCAAAGAGAUCCCUGUUGAUUUCUUAAAUGCAAGUGAAAUACGUCAGAGUCGUCCGGAAGGAAUUCCUGCAAAAAUAGAAGCAACAUUUCCUCCAAACUGCAACAAUCUGACCGCUGAUUACACCUGUCAGGAAAAAGGCACAUUCAAUGACACCAAGCCAGAGUCUGAGCUGGAGCCCUUCACAGAGUACUCCUGUACUGGUCAGAUCAAGAACAACAAUGUCUCCAUCAAUAAGAACACCAAGGAUAUCAAAUUCACGAUAGACUGUGAUAUUACAAUAACUGUCGGACAUAAGGGUGCCACCAGUGACUCCAUUAAUCUGAUGUGGACCACGACCAGUCAGAACUGUAAACACCUUCCAAGUGACCCGAAGCUUUCUUAUGUCUGCAGUUGUGUCCCCACCUCCAAAUCCAAACCCAUCACUCAUGGUGCAGUUAACAAUCCAUCAGGAGGAACAUGUGACGUUACGGGACUGGAACCAUUUAAAGACCACACCUGUAAAGUCCAACCCAAAUACAACGACAGGAUCGUGCCCAAACCAAAGGAAGUUGAACAGAAGACUGCGCCUGGAGUACCAGACGAUAUUUCUUCUGUGUCUGUGAUGAUUCCAGAGCACAAUGUCGUUAAAGUUACCUGCACUUAUCCAAAACGUUUUAAUGGACCUGAGAAGUUAUAUGUUGCAAAACUUUUUUAUGAUCGUGUUUUGCAAAAGGAACUGACAAACCCAAAAUGCGUUUUUGAAUUCAAAGAUCUAAGUUACUCAACAGAAUAUGUCGUGGAGGUGACUGCUUAUAAUGGACAUCAUUUCAGCAAAAAUCCAAAGAAAGAAACCACUUCCACUUCCUAUAAUGACAAAGCUGUCAUUGGGUUCCUGGUCUUCCUCAUCAUCCUCACGUCUGUGGCUCUGCUUUUGGUCGUCUACAAGAUUUACAUUCUGAAGCGUAGAAAGUCCCAUGACCUGGGUGAAGGCAUGAUGCUUAUUCCACCAGCAAAUGACGAGGAGAACCUGCUGCCUGUCGAGCCAAUAGCAGCAGAAGUCCUGCUGGAAGCCUACAAGAGGAAGCUUGCUGAUGAGGGAAGACUUUUCCUGCAUGAGUUCCAGAGCGUCCCCAGAAUCUUCUCCAGGUACUCUGUGAAAGACGCCAAAAAGACCUGCAAUGCCCCAAAAAACCGAUACGUUGACAUCCUGCCAUAUGAUUAUAACCGUGUGCUGCUGACCACUGGAAAUGGAGAGCCAGGGUGUGACUACAUCAAUGCCAGCUUUAUUGAUGGGUACAAAGAAUCCAAAAAGUACAUUGCAGCUCAAGGGCCGAAGGAUGAGACUGUGAGUGACUUCUGGAGGAUGGUAUGGGAGCAGCAGUCCUCUAUCAUUGUGAUGGUAACACGCUGCGAAGAGGGAAACAGGAUCAAGUGUGCGCAGUACUGGCCGACUCCAGAGAGGGAGACCGAGAUCUUUGAGGAGUUCAUCGUGAAGCUGAACUCAGAGAACCGCUGUCCGGAUUACACCAUCCGCCACCUCAGCCUUACUAAUAAGAGAGAGAAGAACUCAGAGAGAGAGGUGACUCACAUCCAGUUCAUGAGCUGGCCGGACCACGGCGUCCCCGGUGAGCCACAUCUCCUGCUGAAGCUGAGGCGGCGUGUCAAUGCCUUCAAAAACUUCUUCAGCGGCCCCAUCGUCGUUCACUGCAGCGCGGGAGUCGGCAGAACAGGCACCUACAUCGGCAUCGAUGCCAUGAUGGAGGGUCUGGAGGCAGAGGGCAGAGUGGACAUCUACGGUUACGUAGUCAGACUUCGCAGACAGAGAUGUCUAAUGGUUCAAGUAGAGGCCCAGUACAUCCUGAUUCACCAGGCACUGCUGGAGCACAAUCAGUUCGGAGAGACUGAGAUCACUGUGUCUGAGCUGCACAGCACACUGAGCACGCUCAAACAGAAAAACUCAUCAGAACCAAGCUUAAUGGAGGACGAGUUUGAGAGACUCCCUGUCUUUAAAAACUGGAGGACGUUCAACUCAGGGAUCACAGAAGAGAACAAGAAGAAGAAUCGCUCUUCAGCUGUCAUCCCUUAUGACUACAACCGAGUGUUGCUGAAGCUAGAUGAAGGACACAGCCGUGAGAGCGACCCCGAUGAGGAAGAAGAGGAAGAAUCAUCAGAUGAGGAGGAUGAGGAGUCCACUAAAUACAUCAACGCCUCCCACAUAGAUGGAUACUGGGGCCCACGUAACUUCAUCGCAGCACAGACUCCGCUGCCAGACACCAUGGCUGACUUCUGGUCCAUGGUUUACCAGAAGAAAGUAUCUACUAUUGUCAUGCUCUCAGACUGCAGCGAGGGAGAUACGUCCGACUGUGUCUACUGGGAUAAAGACAAGAAAACAUUUGGGGAAUUUGAGGUGGAAGUGGCAAGCAAGGACACUUCCCCAACUUUCAUCCUCCGCAACAUGCUGAUCCGUCAUGUCAAGAGGAAAGAGAGUCGGCCGGUGAAACACUUCCAGUUCCUGAAGUGGACGAGCGGUGAGCUGCCGGAGAAACCUCAAGAUCUCCCGGAAAUGAUCAAAGAAAUCAAGCACAACAGUGACAGCAGCAGACAGAGGAACAUGCCCGUCCUGAUCCACUGCAAUGAUGGCUCGUCCCGUUCAGGGAUUUUCUGUGCCCUGUGGAACCUGCUGGACAGCGCUGAGACUGAGAAGCUGGUGGAUGUUUUCCAGGUGACCAAAACCCUUCGCAAGGAGAGACAAGGCAUGCUCUCCAGCCUGGAGCAGUAUCAGUUCGUGUAUGAUUCCCUGGAGGGUGUCUUCCCUGUCCAGAACGGGGAAGUGAAACCAGUACAGGCGUCUGCAGCCGACUCUGUUCAGGUCAUCAAUGAAACCAAAGCAGCAGAGCAGCCAACAGAGGAGAAGGCUGAGCAGCCAGCCAGCACUACCAGCAACAACCAGCAGGGGGCUGCAGAGAGCUCUCCUGUUGAGGCUGAUGGAGAGAAGGAAGACAAAAAAGAGGCUGAAGCUUCCAGUGUCCCCGCAGAGACACCACCACCAGAGGGCACCACUGCAGAGGUCUGAGAGGCCUUUCACUCAGGAGAAUAACCGCUUUGGCUCAAUGCUUUCUUUUAAUUACUUUAUGAAUGUAUAAACAUUGUAAACUUUAACACAGUGCUGUUUUUGAUUGAGAUUUGUUUCAUAAUUUGGUCAAAUAUUAUAAUGUUUAUUUGCAAAAAUAUGAUUAAAACUAAGUUAUAAAUAUUUUAGUAUGAAAAGUGUACGGAUGCAAAUACUUUCUAACCUGCAGAGUUUACCAGGAAUGCUGUCAUCAAACUAAGGCUUGGUGAAAGACAUCUAAGAACUAAAUUUUAAAUAUACCCUUUAUAAGUUGUGUUAUUUCUGUUUUAUAUUCCUCUAUAAUGGCAUGUUGAGUCUAGGUAAGUUUCUGUAUUUUUUCUCCCGAAAUAUAGGGAUGUUAUCGUCAACAUUUAUAUUAAUAUGUGGCCUAUCUGAAUAAUGUAGUCACAAAGUUCACAAUGUUAUAUGAUACUGUCAUUUCAUUAAAAGAGACUUACAAAGAGA
Molecule: messenger RNA, 4647 nt
Organism: Centropristis striata (black sea bass)
Lineage: Eukaryota; Metazoa; Chordata; Actinopteri; Perciformes; Serranidae
Gene: ptprc
Product: protein tyrosine phosphatase receptor type C
Exons: 31
Coding region: 193-4146 (1317 amino acids)
Biological process (GO): negative regulation of protein kinase activity; positive regulation of peptidyl-tyrosine phosphorylation; protein dephosphorylation
Molecular function (GO): protein binding; protein tyrosine phosphatase activity
Source: RefSeq, a predicted model, not a curated record